Molecule: messenger RNA, 1868 nt
Organism: Electrophorus electricus (electric eel)
Lineage: Eukaryota; Metazoa; Chordata; Actinopteri; Gymnotiformes; Gymnotidae
Gene: slc25a43
Product: solute carrier family 25 member 43
Biological process (GO): transmembrane transport
Source: RefSeq, a predicted model, not a curated record
UGGACGCAGUCAGGCACAUGUGUUGUGUGAUUGUGCAGAGCAGCCUAACAGUAAGUUAGUGUGUCGUGGCUUAAGCUUGGGUGUCAUGAUAAAUCAUUAUAGUUGUAGGCUUUCGCUUUCAGGUUACCUCCAGGGAGAAGUGCCUAAAGCGGUUGGCUUGCAGUGGGUUAAGUGAUACAAGUGCGGUUUUAUACGAGAAACGAAGAACUAUGGCAGCCGUUAAUAAGGACGACAGAUUGACAGGGUGUCAAAGUUGCCUGUGCGUCGGUUUUGCUGGGAUUUUCAGCAAAAGCGUUACAUCCCCACUCGAGGUCGUCAAAAUCUUGAGUCAAGUGGGCACGUACCACUGCAAACGAGGCUUUCUUCACAGUUUUCUUCUACUUUACCGAAAUGAAGGCGGGCGGUCAUUUUGGAAGGGAAAUUCCACUUCCUGCCUGCGACUGUUCCCGUACAGUGCCAUACAUUUGGCAACUUACAGAAAGAUUGUCCACAUCCAUAUGGAUGAGCUUGGUCAUAUCACACAGUGGAGAGCCAUAGUGGCUGGGGGCUUAGCAGGUAUAAUUGCUGCUCUGGUUACGUAUCCCUUGGAGGUGAUUGAAACCAGACUGGUUGCCCAGAACUGUAGAGAGUCCAAAUACAAGGGGUUGCUGCAUGCUUUUUCCAACAUCUAUCGAACCGAGGGCUUUCUGACUCUCUACAGAGGCUUCUCCCUCUCGGUCUUAGGUGCCGUGCCCUUCUCAGUUGGCUGCUGUGUCGUCUACGUGAACCUGGACAAGCUGUGGCAGGAGCAGCAUUCUCGCUUUACCUCUAUGCAGAACUUCAUCAAUGGCUGCCUUGCUGCAGGCGUUGCUCAAACUCUGUCCUUCCCUUUUGAGACUGUUAAAAGGAAAAUGCAGGCACAGAGUUCUUUUCUACCACAUUACGGAGGCGUGGAUGUCCACUUUACCGGGAUGAUAAGCUGCUUCAAACAGGUCAUCAAAACCAAGGGUGUCUUAUCUCUCUGGAGUGGUAUUACAGCCAAUACAGUCAAGAUUGUCCCUUACUAUGGCCUACUCUUCAGUUGCUUUGAAAUGUGUAAACAAAUCUGUCUUUACCAAAACGGCUAUAUCGUCUCGCCGUUGAGUUACAAGCCCAAACCUGGAGUAGACCAGAGCCUUGGCCCACAAGAACUGCAGGAGUUCAGGCGUUAUCUGAGACACAGGAACUUACAGACACAGAAUUCAACCAUGAGAAAUCGGUGGUAAACAGGUGUGAUGGGCACUGGACUUGCAGGAUGGCAAUGCAAGGAAAUAAGGAUAAAUUGGAAUUUCCAAAUCACUUCUUUUGAUACUUUGUGUUACUUAUGGAUUCUGAUGAAAAAUGCACUGUUGCACGUGUAUUGUGCACUUAGUUUUCUUGGUUAUUGCACACUUUAAUUUCCACAUUGCCCCGUGGACUUCAUUGUUUCUGAAUUGUAUUAAGAACAUGUCCACUGGAAGUGAUGGAUAAUAUUUGUCCCAUAGAGUGACUUCCACUGUAUGGUUUGAGCUGAAUGCAUUUUUCAGAUGUUCACAACAAUUUGCACUGAAAAGUGUUCCAUGUGGGUACCCUGGAUUGGGUAAGUGGACCUUUUCCUUUGGGGAUCUUGCAUUAUAUGUUAUUGUUUCUGGUGUACUGGUAGCAGUCAUGUUGACUGCAAACAGCAGAAAUAUUACAUUAUUUUUUCCUCAGCUAUCUAAUCUCAUAUUUACCAUUUUUAAAUUGGAAAGUGCAAUAUGCCUUAUGUUUCACUUUUCUGUGAAGUAUGCAAACCCUUGUAAACUUUUCUAAUUUGGACUAAUUUGGAUCACUUUCUAUAGAAAAAGUAAUAAACAAACACCUUCAAUGAA